AUGGUGCCGCGCAGCCCAAGUCGUUUCUCCACCCGCAGCAGCAACAGCAGACACCGAACCGGAAGCCAGAUUCCACCGGCCUCUCGCGAGAAUGGUAGAGUCCACUUCCGGCUUGGGAAUGAACAGCCAGAAAUCUCGCGAUUUCUCGCGGGAAGAGAUGUGCUCAUGGAUCUCAGCUCAGCUGCUCGAACCCUUCCCAGCUUGGACACAAUGACCCAUCCGAGCUUGGACACAGACACAGAUACAUGCUCUGAGGAGCCUCUCAUAGCCAGCGCUGGGCAGAAGCGCCGCUGGGGCCUCCUGGUCCCUGGGCUCGUGGGAGGCUCGCUGGUGGCCCUGUAUGCCCUGGCCACACCGUUUGUCGCCCCGGCCCUCCGAAGGGUCUGCCUGCCCUUCGUGCCUGCCACCCCCCGGCAGGUGGAGAAUGUGCUGCGGAUGGUGCAGGGCAGGAGCGGGCUGCUGGUGGACGUGGGCAGUGGGGACGGCCGCAUUGUGACAGCGGCUGCCAAGCAGGGCUUCAGGGCCGUGGGAUACGAACUGAACCCCUGGCUGGUGUGGUUUUCCCGAUACCAUGCGUGGCGAGAAGGGGUACAGGACUUGACCACGUUUCACCUUUCAGAUCUGUGGAAGGUGAACUUCUCGCAGUACUCGAACGUUGUGAUCUUCGGGGUGCCUCAGAUGAUGCCGUUGCUGGCUGAGAAGCUGGAGCAGGAGCUGGCUGAAGACGCCCGCGUUGUGGCCUGUAGGUUCCCUUUCCCGAGCUGGAAGCCCGACCAGGUGGCCGGGGAGGGGAUCGACACUGUGUGGGCCUAUGAUGCUAGGUCUUUUCGACGGGGCCGGUGAGAUGGACUUGGACCCUGACUUUUAGCCCCACCC
Molecule: messenger RNA, 876 nt
Organism: Suncus etruscus (white-toothed pygmy shrew)
Lineage: Eukaryota; Metazoa; Chordata; Mammalia; Eulipotyphla; Soricidae
Gene: ATPSCKMT
Product: ATP synthase c subunit lysine N-methyltransferase
Exons: 6
Coding region: 1-843 (280 amino acids)
Biological process (GO): positive regulation of proton-transporting ATP synthase activity, rotational mechanism; peptidyl-lysine trimethylation; regulation of mitochondrial ATP synthesis coupled proton transport
Cellular component (GO): mitochondrion
Molecular function (GO): protein-lysine N-methyltransferase activity
Source: RefSeq, a predicted model, not a curated record